UUUUUGACACCGAGUCAUCUUUAAAAACGAGAGAGGAAUCCAAGUAUUCUACUUUUUCGGGAUGAGUUAGAAAAAGAAACAUGUCAUCUAAACGAAAGUCACCUCCGUCGAAAUUGCAAGAAGGUGCCGCCGACACGGACAAGCCCGAAGCCGGCCCGGCUCCCCUGGACUUCCCGGACACCCAGGAGGAGGACCAGACCUACUACAAGUUCUCUCCAAGUUCUUCCACCAGAAGUUCCAUCAGCGAGGAGGAUCAGUUCGAAGAAGAGAGACCGAGCAAGAAACAAAGAUUCGAGCAAAGCUUAGAAAUGACAAAUAACCUUCUAGUCCCCUCCUCUUUUUUAAGUCUUCACCAAGUCAAUGAUCUUCAAGCUAGACGCCGCGGCUCCUCCGAAUGUAGCAGUCCUGGUGCUGAAGCUAAAUUGGGUCUUUGCAAUAAUAACAAUUCAUUGCUGAAUCAUAAUAGCGCGCUGUCGCUCGGGAACCCGCAUAAGCGGUCGAUGGAUGACGUGCUGAAGAGGUUGACGUCUAAAAUGAACAAUAGUACUAUUAAAGAGGAGAAGAGGCCUACGCCGUCGACUACGCCUGUUAAGCAGAACAACGACAGACGAGGAGUGCUAGACGCGGCAGCAAUCCAGGCGUUGGCCGGCGAAAGUGUGCUGGAGAAAGAAAGACAGCUGUCGGAGAUGAUUCUACAGCUGCAGAUGGUACGGGAGCAGCUGUUAGCGCAGCAGGAGCAUGCUAAGAAUAUCGGCAAUGUGACAGCUGAAUUGGAGUUCCAAAGACUGCAGCAGGAGCAACUGAGGAGACAGGAGCUGGUCCGGCGCGGGCAGCAUGGCCUGUAUCCUGGGCCGCCGCUGUCUCUACUGCCGAUGUUGGAGCAGAUGAGGGCUCAACAGCCAAAUGUGAGUAUUUUUGUGGGUUCCCCCUGGCCGGCGACCGCGCAGCUAGCACAACUGACCGCCAGCGCGCGCUCGCCGCCGCCGGACCCCGACGCGCCCCUCAACCUCAGCAAGCAGCGCUCCCCAUCCCCCGCGCCAAUGAUGCUGCCCCGCUUCGUGCCGUACCCACCUGUGCCGGACUCCCCCCAAUACAGCAUGCAGAAGGACGAUGAUUACAAUGCGCAGUGUAACACGUCCUCCUGGGGCCAAUCACCCGCCGAAGACACCGAGAAGGCGAAGCUCGUCCGCCAACCGAAGCGCGACGAGGCAGGCAAGCCCCACAUCAAGCGGCCAAUGAACGCCUUCAUGGUCUGGGCCAAGGACGAACGUCGGAAGAUCCUCAAAGCCUGCCCGGAUAUGCAUAAUUCUAACAUAUCGAAGAUAUUAGGGGCGCGGUGGAAGGCCAUGUCGAACGCUGAGAAACAGCCGUACUAUGAAGAGCAGUCGAGGCUGUCGAAGCAACAUAUGGAGAAGCACCCUGAUUAUAGGUACCGGCCGCGACCCAAGCGGACUUGCAUAGUCGACGGCAAGAAGAUGCGGAUAUCGGAAUACAAGAACCUGAUGCGCACGCGGCGCCAAGAGAUGCGGCAGCUGUGGUGCCGGGAGGGGGGCAGCGAGCUGGGCUUCCUGCCCUCCCUGUCUUCCCCGGGGCCUUCGAACUCCUCCCCCCCUCCCAACGGGGGGAGCUACCUGGCGGCCGGGUUCUCGCCGCCGCUGUCGCCGCGCGAGGACUGAGGGCCGGCGCGCGGCUGGCCCUACCCGCACGCCGCGCCCCUGGCCCUCCCCCCCUCUCACCACCCCUGGUAACUUCUAGAAAAGAAGACCUCUUUAUGGAACAUUUAUUGUGCUACUUGCCUGUAAAUUUAGGCAAUAUCGAUGCCAGUGUCACAAUUGGAUCUCUCUCGUUUAUACAAAAUGUUUAAUUAUGAGAUUAUUCCAUUAGUGAAAUAAGCGUUAGGGCCCUUUAGGGGUUAUUUGGAAUAUUUGGCGAUUAUGCAAAAUUGUGCCAAACGUUUAACCAACAAUUAGGGAAUUAGAUAAAAGUGUAUAUAACUUCAAUAUUUAAAAGAUCAGUCCUGAUAUAAGGGAAAUAUGUACAUACAUCUUUGUAGAUAUGUAACGUUUUGGCUUAUGUAGCGUAAGUUUCAGAGAUUAUAACUAUAGAAGUACCUUUUAACUGUUUUAGACUUGGAAACAUGUUCCAAGGAUUGUAUGUAUGUAGACGCUUUAGACUUUAAAUCGAGAAUAUAUCAAACCAAAAAUUCGAAGCGUAUGCUUGAAAAUUGUAGUGUUUUGAACACAGAACUGUUUUGAAUCCAGUGAGAUCUGUUAAAGCAUAAUGAUUGUAAUAAAAUAAUAAUCUUAAUACUCAUAGUUUUAGUAGAAAUCGCUACUAUUGUAAGAUACAGGUUAUUUGGUAUUUGUAAGAAUAGUGGAAAUUGUUUUUCAUUUUCUGAGGACUUUUUUAAAUCUUUAUAAAAGAUUGUUUUGAACCAGUGUGCACAAAGCUUUACAUUGUCAAUUCAGUAAUUGUCAAUUGUUUUUAUACGAACCGGUGUUUUUUUUAAACGCGAUUAUUUUUCGCCGAGCAGGCUUGGCUCUCUAAAUCUAGUAUUAUUUAGAGGUACAAUUUUACAUAUCUACCAAUUCUGAUAUGAAUUCUUAUUGUAACCUGUAAAAUUGUAACCUUAUACAGUUUUGACGUAGUUACAUAAAAGAGCCAAUCCAUAUAAAGCAAUAGUAAAAAUUAAUGUUUUGUAGCACAGACAUAGACACUAGCGACAUCUAGUUCUGCUGUCAAAAUAAUUCAUGAUAAAUAAUAUAAUUAGGAGUUCUGUGGCGACUCCGUGCGUAUGGUUGUCUAGAGUCUGUGGUUUAAGCAAAAAUGUAUUAAUUUUCAAAAUAUGGAUUGGUUCUUUUACGCCUAAUUAUGUCUAAAUUUGGUAAAAUUGGCACGAAUGUAGACGCGGUAUAUCCCCACCGACUGGUGGGUUAUUAUUAAAAUAAAAUAAAAAAUGUUCGCUUUAUCAAACCGUGCAAUUUUAUUAGUAGGAAAUAGUCUAAGCUGUAGGUACAAGCAUAAUAAAUAAAAUGUGUCAUUACUUAGAAAAAGGGACUUUGGUGAGGUUGGCCGAGAGCCAAGCGCCCAUUGGUUCAUUUUCCCAUGAAACGACACAAUUAAGCGUUUAUAAUAAGUACAGAAUACAAUGUUGUAUAAUAGAUAUUUAGAGUUAAAUAAACCGUGGUUGUUUGACGUUAAUUGCCAUUUAUAAUUUUUGUUAUUUAUUUUUCUUAAAAGUUUUUGUUUCCCUUUUUUUAUUUGUAACGCUGUAUGCCAGUAAUCGAGAACGUAGACUAGUGUAAGAGUAAAUUAAAAAAAUGUGUACGUGGAUUAAUGUUUAUGGAUUAAGUAGU
Messenger RNA from Cydia splendana, 3356 nucleotides. It is a transcript of the gene Sox102F, whose product is annotated as transcription factor egl-13. Gene Ontology annotation, cellular component: nucleus. The record is from RefSeq and is a predicted model, not a curated record. The coding region runs from base 81 to 1676 and encodes 531 amino acids. Gene Ontology annotation, molecular function: DNA-binding transcription factor activity, RNA polymerase II-specific; RNA polymerase II cis-regulatory region sequence-specific DNA binding. Gene Ontology annotation, biological process: regulation of transcription by RNA polymerase II; cell fate commitment. The transcript is spliced from 7 exons. Lineage: Eukaryota; Metazoa; Arthropoda; Insecta; Lepidoptera; Tortricidae.